CACUGUCUCUCUCCAUUUCACUUGUCGAGUUUGAUAGACUGACGGGUCCAGGCUAUUAGCGAUAAUAUCGAUGAGUCUGCUUGCCUCCGUCUCUUUAUUUGCGCUCGUCCUUGGCCGUCCCAUAUUGCCUGGCACAGAAUUAGACGUUCAGUCGUUCCCUGAAGUUGGCCAGACCGCCUUCCAGAUCGGUGCAGGGUUGGUGCUUUUUCUUCCACUUGCAUUCCUCAUGUCUUUCAUCUUGAUGACUGGUUUUCAUUCCGCUUCGACAUAAUUAGCAAAGAUGCAUACAGGGAUGAUACAGCACGUGUGUCGUUCAUGGCUUCGGACGAUGGGGAGCAGAACGAUUACCUUUUCCAGGUAGUCCCCUCGACUGGGGAACCAGUGGUGUCCCUCAGGGAGCCGUCCACCCUCGAGCACACGGAGGGUGAAUCACGCAGCGGCCCGUUUAUGGUUUCAGACGAGCAAAUCAGUGAACUCAAUGUUGGGCAUAGUAGUGAGGGGUUGAGCGACUCGAUACACGCGCCGACCAAUACUUCCGCCAGUGUCGGUCGUUCCCCGAUAUCCAACAGCGACCAACGUCAACCGACCUUCUCGUUGUUGGUGCUGGUGCUCUCUUGCGUAGCUGCAUUCUUGGCUUUGGCCUGUAUUAUGCUGGUUUUGUAUAUCACCAAGUUUCUCGUUUCCCACGUGCUUGCCUCGAGGAAUGCAUGGGAACUGUUACCCCACUUCCAAAAGUCAGGAGCACCUUUUCCACAACCAGAGACUACCAUCACACAAGAUCAUGCUCAGUUCAAUCCCUGCCGCCUGGUGGAAAAGCGCGGUUUGUAUGAUGAAGAAACCCCCAAAGAUGUUGAUACGUCAGACAUCGAUUCGGAUGGGGAUGAUGUCGAAAAGUAUCAAGACGCCACGGAUAUGACUCCGAUUCAUUUUGCUUGCGAUCUUCCCCCAGACGUCACCGGAACUUCCACGGAUAAUUCCACCGAAAAGCUCCUGCCUUUACCUGCCUUUUCAUGUAUUCAAACUUCAUCUCGUGACCCAGACAAUCCUGUGGCAAGGGAGGUGCCCUCCACCACGCCUUCCCGGCCGCUGUGGUCAGUUCGUGCUGGUGCAUCCCCUCCACUUGGCUUGGUUCCGUCCCGGACGGCUCAUGACGAGGCAAUUCUGCCCCUUGUGCACGGUCGCCGACGCGCUUACCGGUCAGCCGUGCCCGAAUUUGAUAUUGCACUUGCACUCCGACUGCAUCCUGGGCUUGGGAUCAGUGCUGAUUCCGCAUGGGUGGUUCGUUUUUUGAUGACCAUCUUCGGAUGGUUUGCAGUCGCACUGUCUGCAAAUCGGUGAUACCCGAUACUUGUGAUGACAGAGUGCCUACAUACCCCACCGUAGCGACUGUGAACGUCUUACAUGCUCAAUCAUCUGCCUCCCGAAACGAAUCACCCUAUGCAUUCUGUUUAUCGAUUACACUUCCUUCUUCCGCUCGCCCUAAGCCCGUAUUCAUCCGCGCCUGCUCCUUUAUGGCCAACCCCUCGGCUUUCCGUCGCAGCACUUUUCGCAUGAUAUUGAAACCAACAUUAGAUACUAUCUUUCCAACUCACGGAACACACACAUCACUGCAUAUUUUCAUCACACUGGUUCCUGCGAUUUUCACUAUUGUCCAAGCCUUUAUACCUCCUCCGAGAGCAUGUCGUUUCUUAUAAUGGUUGACUUUUUUGAGUUGUCCGUCGUUAGAAUUACAGUGGUUUGGCUUAUACGUUUGGGAUGAAACCAAGUUGGCUUAUGAUUGUUUAACUGGGAUUGCUAGCCUUG
Molecule: messenger RNA, 1803 nt
Organism: Pisolithus orientalis
Lineage: Eukaryota; Fungi; Basidiomycota; Agaricomycetes; Boletales; Pisolithaceae
Exons: 2
Coding region: 316-1338 (340 amino acids)
Source: RefSeq, a predicted model, not a curated record